This is a messenger RNA of Henningerozyma blattae CBS 6284, 1857 nucleotides long. RefSeq names its product bifunctional DRAP deaminase/tRNA pseudouridine synthase RIB2 (gene RIB2). Gene Ontology annotation, molecular function: RNA binding; pseudouridine synthase activity. NCBI's taxonomy places the organism in Eukaryota, Fungi, Ascomycota, Saccharomycetes, Saccharomycetales, Saccharomycetaceae. The transcript has a single exon. The coding region runs from base 1 to 1857 and encodes 618 amino acids. The record is from RefSeq and is a predicted model, not a curated record. Gene Ontology annotation, biological process: pseudouridine synthesis.
AUGCUGACUGUUUUUAGAUAUUUGACUAGAUAUCACCCGAAGCUUCGAAAGAAUUUAUUUAGAAUGCAAAAUUCAGAUAAUUCACUUAUUACUACUGAAAAUGAAUCAACUUCAAGUUUAAGUGAAUUCGAUAUUCAAUUACAACAAGAUAUCAGACGUGCUAAAGAAGUUCAAAAAGUCAAAAACAAGAACAAAACCUUGAAAAAGAAGAAGACUUCUAAAGAAUUACGCGAUAAAGUUGGGUUUCGAGUAAGAGUAGUAGAUACAUCGAAUAGACAAAAACAAGCAGACCCUGAUUAUGAAGUUACAAUCAAUGGACCUUUAAGAAAAAUUGAACCAUAUUAUUUCACUUAUAAAACGUUUUGCAAAUUAAGAUGGAGGGAUCGUAAGCUAGUUGACGUCUUCACCGAAGAAUUUAGAGAUCGCGAAGAAAAUUACUAUAGAAAGACAAUUGCGGCCGGGUCUGUCAAUCUAAAUGGCGUUCCUGCUAAUCUAGAUAGUGUAAUUAGGAACGGUGAUAUGAUUACACAUGCUCUACAUCGCCAUGAGCCAGCUGUCACUUCAAGAUCUAUUAAAACUAUUUAUGAAGAUGAUGACAUCCUAGUUAUUGAUAAGCCAAGUGGCAUUCCUGUUCACCCUACAGGGAGAUUUAGAUUUAACACAAUUACUAAGAUAUUAGAAAAACAACUAGGUUAUAUCGUUCACCCUUGCAAUAGAUUGGAUAGAUUAACAAGUGGAUUAAUGUUUUUAGCUAAAACACCAAAAGGUGCUGAUGAAGUGGGAGAUCAAUUAAAAACAAGAGAAGUAUCAAAGGAGUAUAUUGCCCGAGUAGUUGGUGAAUUUCCAAUUGGACAAACAGUUGUUGAAAUGCCAGUUCGGUCUGUUCAACCAAAGGUUUCAUUGAAUGCGGUUUGUUCAAUGCAAGACGAAAAUGCAAAACAUGCCAAGACUAUCUUUACUAGAAUUAGUUAUGAUGGCCAAACAAGCAUUGUUAAAUGUAAACCAUUAACUGGUAGAACACAUCAGAUCAGAGUUCAUCUGCAAUAUCUAGGACAUCCAAUAGCUAAUGAUCCACUUUAUUCAAACGUAGAUAUUUGGGGUGAACAGUUAGGCAAAGGUGGCAAAGCUGAUUUUGAUAGUAUCAUCAACAAACUAGAUGCAAUCGGUAAGACUGAAUCCGCUAAGAGUUGGAUUCAUCCAAAUUCUGAAGGUGAGAAAUUAAUCGAUGAGAGGUGUUCCGUUUGCGAUGUUGGUCUAUAUUCUGAUCCAGGCCCAAAUGACUUAGAUUUAUGGUUACAUGCUUAUCGCUAUGAAUCAACUGAAAUCGAUGAAACUACUGGGUCCAAGAAGUGGAGUUACUGUACUGAAUUUCCUGAAUGGGCGAUCGACCCUCAUCGAAAAUAUAUGGAACUAGCUAUAGAACAGGCCAAGAAGUGUGGUCCAACUACUACUGCAUUCAGCGUUGGUGCGCUUAUUGUCAAUGGAACUGAUGUUAUUUCAUGUGGGUACUCUAGAGAACUUGAAGGAAAUACGCAUGCUGAACAAUGUGCACUUGAAAAGUAUUUUGCCAAAGUUGGCAAACGAAAGGUCCCUCCCGGCUCAGUUUUGUACACAACUAUGGAGCCAUGCUCCUUUAGACUAAGUGGUAACGAUCCAUGCACGCAAAGAAUUCUAGACCAAGAAGGCUCAAUUGGUUCCGUGUUUGUAGGCGUCCUUGAACCCGAUACAUUUGUGAAGAAUAAUACUAGUAAAGCCAGUUUGGAAUCUCAAGGGAUCAAUUACAUUCAUAUUCCAGGCUACGAAGAAGAAGUAACUUUGCUUUCAUUCAAAGGUCAUGAAGAAGAUAUGCAAAAAUAA